AUGACAAACUUCUCCAUGGUGACUGAAUUUCUCCUCCGGGGGUUCUCCGAUGUCUGGGAGCUGCAGCUGGUCCAUGCCGUGCUGUUCCUCUUGGUCUACUUGGCAACCCUGACAGGGAAUCUCCUCAUCAUCACCGUCACCACCCUUGACCGGCACCUCCACACCCCCAUGUACUUCUUUCUUAAGAACCUGUCCAUCCUCGACCUCUGCCUCAUCUCCACCACCGUCCCCAAGUCCGUCCACAACUCCCUGACCGACAACAGCUCCAUCUCCUUCCUUGGCUGUGCCGCACAGCUCUUGCUGUGGGUCCUGUUUGCCAGUUCAGAGAUUUUUGUCCUCACGGCGAUGUCCUAUGACCGCUAUGCUGCUAUCUGCUAUCCCCUGCGCUAUGAGGUCAUGAUGAGCAGAGGGGUCUGUGUGAAAAUGGUGGCAGCUUCCUGGCUCAUAGGGAGCGUGUUUGGCUUCAUGCUUUCGGCUUCCACGUUCUCCCUGCCUUUCUAUGGGUCCAAUGCUGUCCCACAGUUCUUCUGCGACGUCCCCUCCCUGCUGCAGAUUUCCUGCUCUGAGGACCACAGUGCCAUCGAUGUGAGUGUGACUGCUGGGGUAGCGUUAGCUGUCAUCUGCUUCAUUUAUAUUACCCUCUCCUAUGUGCGCAUCUUCUCCGCCGUGCUGAGGAUGCCGUCCACGGAGGGCCGGGCCAAAGCCUUCUCCACCUGUCUGCCGCACCUCAUGGUGGUGACCUUGUUCAUAGGGAAUGGUGCCUUUGCCUAUCUCAAACCACCCUCAGACUCCCCCUCAGUGCUGGACCUGCUCGUGUCCAUGUUGUACACCAUGGUGCCCCCAGCCCUGAACCCUCUCAUCUACAGCCUGAGGAACAGGGACAUGAAGGCUGCCCUGAGAAGGACCCUAAAGGGAAGACUCCUUCGCUCUCCCUUCUGGUUUGAUAAAGUGUCCCGUCAGCAGCCCAACAGCUACAUGGACCUCAUGUCCACGGGGACUCAGGAACCCUGUGUUUUGGACUUUGUGUCCUAUGUCACCAUGGAGCAAAUUGAAAAGGAGCCCUCCCCACCCCCCGCCCCCCUUGGGGCACCAUGCCCCGCUGUAGCCAACAGCACACCCUGCAAGACAGUUGAUAAAGAUGGCAGCAGAGCAAAGAAUUCUGCAGAACUUGGCUAA
Tachyglossus aculeatus (Australian echidna) is the source of this 1176-nucleotide messenger RNA. RefSeq names its product olfactory receptor 14A2-like. Gene Ontology annotation, molecular function: olfactory receptor activity; G protein-coupled receptor activity; odorant binding. Gene Ontology annotation, biological process: G protein-coupled receptor signaling pathway. NCBI's taxonomy places the organism in Eukaryota, Metazoa, Chordata, Mammalia, Monotremata, Tachyglossidae. The transcript is spliced from 7 exons. Gene Ontology annotation, cellular component: membrane. Bases 1 to 1176 code for a protein of 391 amino acids. The record is from RefSeq and is a predicted model, not a curated record.